CUUGCGGAACCUUUGUGCUGGAAACUUGCUCUUAGACGGAAUAUUGAGACCGACGCACUCACACAGAUGUACAUUUGAAACUCCCGUGGACGUUUUAUUCAUUCCAAAGUUAUGCUCUUGUUCUCCAAAUUAAUAAUGUGAACUCGUCUGGUGUCAUUUAUCGCGUUUUCAACCCAGUCCUAAAAUGAGGCGAAUAGUCAAAAAAACAUUGCUUGACAUCGUUGCAUUAGCACGGACGUCGCCCAAGAACGCCGGAUAUGCACUUCGUGGGCUUUCUACAGCCUCUGACCCGAACACAAAGGUUUGCAUUGUGGGAGGAGGUCCGGCUGGUUUUUACACUGCCCAGCACCUUAUAAAGGGUCGUCCCGAUGUGCAGGUGGAUGUCUACGAGCGCCUUCCCGUCCCGUUCGGCCUUGUGAGAUUUGGGGUUGCCCCUGACCACCCCGAGGUCAAGAAUGUCAUCAACACCUUCACUCAGACGGCCCAGCAUGAGCGCUGCCGAUUUCUGGGAAACGUCAACGUUGGCAAAGACGUGAGCGUGGAGGAGCUGAGGCAGGCUUACCAUGCAGUGGUGAUGAGUUAUGGUGCUGAGGGGAACCGCAGUAUGGGUGUACCAGGGGAGCACCUGUCUGGUGUGUACUCCGCCAAAGACUUUGUAGGCUGGUACAACGGACUGCCAUACAACAAAGAGCUCCAACCAGACCUCAGCCAUGAAACAGCUGUGAUCCUCGGUCAGGGAAAUGUUGCACUGGAUGUUGCUCGGAUACUCCUUGCUCCCCUAGACAUGCUGAAGAAGACCGACAUUACCCAAGCUGCCCUGGACGCCCUGGCGAGCAGCAAGGUGCGGAGGGUGCUGAUCGUGGGUCGGCGCGGCCCGAUGCAGGUGGCCUGCACCAUCAAGGAACUGCGUGAGAUGGUGAAUCUCCCUGAAACACAACCUGACAUGUUGAUUGACGACUUUCAGGGCAUAAAUGAGGCCUUAAAAGACCUGCCACGGCCCAGGAAGAGACUGACGGAGCUGAUGCUGAAGGCGCUGAAGGAGCAGGCAGCUAAAGAGGCGCACAGGAAGUGGGGUUUCCGUUUCCUGCGCAGCCCUCAAGAGGUUCUGGCCAGCACAGAUGGCACACGAGCCGCCGCCAUCCGAUUGGCUCUCAACAGACUGGAGGGGUCGGGGGACGGGGCGCGCGCGGUGCCCACCGGGGAGGUGGAGGAGGUGCCGUGUGGCGUUAUCAUCAGUAGCAUCGGCUACAAGAGCCUACCCAUCGACCCCGCCGUGCCCUUUGACCUCCGCAGAGCCAUCAUCCCCAACAACAUGGGCCGCGUCCAGGACACGUCAGGCCUGUACUGCAGUGGCUGGGUGAAGAGAGGUCCCACCGGUGUCAUAGCAACCACUAUGAACGAUAGCUUUGACACAGGACGCGUGUUGCUUCAAGAUCUGGACUCGGGAGCCAUCAACUUCUCUGAGGCAAAGCCUGGAGCGCAGGGUAUAGCGCCCCUACUGGAGAAGAGAGGGGUGCGUCCUGUGGGAUUUCAUGACUGGGAGAAGAUAAACGGCGAGGAGGUGCGGAGAGGAGCGGUGCAGGGGAAACCCAGAGAGAAGAUGCUGGACGUGCAGGAAAUGCUCUCCGUCGCCUGGACCUGAGGACGGCCCAGAAACCGCUCGCAAACAUCGCAAAAACAUCACACAAAUGUCUCAAAAGACAGCCCUCAAACUCCUCAGAACAUCACACAAACAUCUGAAAACAACACACGCAAAUGUCUGAAAACACUGCACUCAAAUAUCUCACAAUAAUGCACACAAAUGUCUCAAAACAACUGUCUCAAAACACCACACAAACAUCUCAAAAACAUCACACAAAUGUCUCCCACAAACUCAAAACAUCCCACAAACAUUUGAAAACAACAACACACACAAAUGUCUCAAAACACUGCACACAAAUGUCUCAAAACACUGUACACAAACAUCUCAAUAACAUCACACUAACAUCUCAAAACACUUUACGCAAACGUCUCAAAACACAGAACACAACUGUCUCAAAACACUGCACACAUAAGUCUCAAAACUACAAAUUAUUCGGAUAGCACCUCACUCUAGCACAGACCUAAUCUGGGUCUGGUGAAACCUGAAUACUUGGAUCCUUACCAAGUCUCAAUGGUUGGAAUGAAAUCAGUCAAAUUGCCUUUAAAAUACUACCUGUGGAUUUUCAUUCUAACUUACUUGAUACUUGAAUACUUGAUGCCAUACAGUUAAUACGAUUACAGUUAAUGUUUGAUUUCUGGAGCUUCAGAUUGGUUCAAAUUGAAAGUCAGAGAAGGCCAAUCCUGCAGACAGUCCACAAAGCACAACUGUGUAAUUAGACAACUGUGCAUAGUGAAACAGUGUGUGUGUGUGUGUGUGUGUGUGUGUGUGUGUGUGUGUGUGUGUGUGUGUGUGUGUGUGUGUGUGUGUGUGUGUGUGUGUGUGUGUGUGUGUGUGUGUGUGUGUGUGUGUGUGUCACAUAAAUCCUGCUCUGCCCUUUCACAUGUGGACCAGAAGCCAGGUCAGGCUCGUACCAAAGCUGCUCAUUGUGUUUGUUAUAGCUGUUGUAUUACAUUAUGUAUAAUAUAUACUCUUAUUGUUGGAGCAGUUCAAUUGCAUUAUACAAUUGUAAAUGCAAAUCAAUGGUAGUCGCUUUGAUGGUACUCUUGUAAAAACCAGAAAAGCAGUACAACAAACUGCAGAAACUGACUGAAUAUGGCAAAAUGUACCAUGGAGGCGUCCAUUUCUGUAGGUAUGCACUGUUGAAUCAUAGACAUGCUUGCUUGCUAUAUUUUUAAAUGUGUACUAUUUCUGCUGGAGCAGCAAUUAUUAUUGAAUUGCAGAAAUGCAGUAUCUUGGGUGAAAAUGUUAAAUUUUUGUAAAUUUAGAUUUGAGUAAAUAUUAUUAUAUUAUCAUUAAAUAUCAUGCCAGUUUUUAAUCAUACUUGUUUGUCACUGGGUUUUGCUUAUUAUGUAUGUUAUCAGGAUCACAAGAGCACUUACACUGGACUGGCACAGCAGCAGACAGAGAGACCGACACACAGAUAACACACACACAAACACACACACACACACACACACACACACACACACACACACACACACACACACACACACACGGAACAAACAACACAGAUAAUGCAGACAGACACAACACAGACAGACAAACGCACAAACAACACUCAAAACACAGACAGGCAUACAGACAGACAAACACACAAACAACACUCAACACAGAUGGACAGACACAGACAAACAACACAGACACACACACACAGGAGUAGCUGGAGAAGCUCUGAGAUGUGCUCCCCACUGUCUGUGUCUUGCACUGCUAUUGAAUUUAAUUUAAUCUGACCACAAACACUGUUAUUUUACAUCGCUUUGUGUGUUAUCUUAUCUGUCCAGUGCCAAAAUAAAAAUGUUAUACUUGCACCGACA
This is a messenger RNA of Sardina pilchardus (European sardine), 3456 nucleotides long. It is a transcript of the gene fdxr, whose product is annotated as ferredoxin reductase. The record is from RefSeq and is a predicted model, not a curated record. The transcript has 13 exons. Gene Ontology annotation, biological process: ubiquinone biosynthetic process. Gene Ontology annotation, cellular component: mitochondrion. Bases 185 to 1642 code for a protein of 485 amino acids. Lineage: Eukaryota; Metazoa; Chordata; Actinopteri; Clupeiformes; Clupeidae.